This is a messenger RNA of Amphiprion ocellaris (clown anemonefish), 5229 nucleotides long. RefSeq names its product rho GTPase-activating protein 6. The record is from RefSeq and is a predicted model, not a curated record. Gene Ontology annotation, biological process: signal transduction. Lineage: Eukaryota; Metazoa; Chordata; Actinopteri; Pomacentridae. The transcript has 14 exons. Bases 198 to 2858 code for a protein of 886 amino acids.
GUAUAGGAAUGAUCGGCGUGCAGAGGAAGACUUGCACCUUCUCCACUUUACGCAGCCAAAUGCACCACUUUCCGAGCUCUUCAUCGCCUCAUGCUUGGAGUUUCCCGUUAAUGGGGCGACACUGAACUCUUUUAAUUGCCGAGCAGCUUUUCAGAAAGACGUUUUGUGAGCAGCGCUGAUGUGAAAAAUAAGGAGACAUGUCAGCCGCUCAAGGACUUCUCAACAGCGUCUUCUCCUGCUCAUCUCCUGCCUCCAAAGCCAUCACCAAACGGAGGCUACGCCAAACCCGCAGCCUGGACCCUGCUAUCAUAAGACACUGCGGCACCGGGACCGAUGGAGUAAGUGGGUUUUCUGGAGACGCAGGUGCGUCUCCGGAGCGCUUGGCUGUGAAACCGGCUUUACGCACGAAGAUUCCGACCCUCAAGGAACCCAUAACCCCCUCCAUCUCCUCUCCUUCCAUCCCUCUGGAUGUUUCUCCAUCCUCCAACUUCCACUUUGACUAUGACAUCGUGAAGCGUGCCAAAAGGAAUACCGCCGGGGAUUUACCGUUUAUGGUGAGGGGAGCCGGCGCAGCGCCGUCCGGGAGCACCGGCACGCUCUUCUCUCCACGGAGGUGGCUUCAGAGGAAAGCGCAGCCGUCCAGCUCUCACGCUUACGUUGUGUGGAAAUCAGAGGGUGAUUUCACCUGGAGCAGCCUGUCGGGGCGGAGCGUCCGUCUCAUGCCAGUUGCCAUCCAGAGCCUGUCGGAGCUGGAGAGGGCCAGGCUUCAGGAAGUAGCCUACACCCGUUUGCACCAAGACUACGACCUGGGAUGUCAGAUAACGAUGCCAAAAGAUGGACAGAAGAGGAAAAAGUCACUGAGGAGGAAGUUGGACUCUCUAGCGAAAGAGAAGAGUAAAGACAAAGAAUGCGUACCCCAGGCCUUCAGCAUACCCCUCUCCCAGGUCAUCGCUAAUGACAGAACACACAGGCAGCGUCAGGAUGGUUAUCGUCAGGACCCUCCACAGCGGGAGGAGCACAAAGACCCCUCUGAUCUCGUCUCAUCCAUUUUACAGUUUGCCACCAAGCGGCCGUCCAACAAGGAGUUAUCCAGCAGCAACUCCUCGCUCAGUUCCACGUCGGAAACAGCCAACGAGUCGACAUCACCGAACACCCCUGAAGCUGCACCACGAGCCCGCAGGAGGGGAGGCAUGUCGGUGGACUCCAUCACGGACCUGGACGACAACCAGUCCCGCCUGCUCGAGGCGCUGCAGCUCUCCCUGCCGGCCGAAACGCCGAGCAAAAAGGAGAAGCACAGGGACAAAAGGCUGAGCCUCAAUCCCAUUUACCGUCAGGUGCCCCGGGUGGUCGACAGCUGCUGUCAGCACAUCGAGAAAUAUGGUUUGCAGACUGUGGGGAUCUUCAGAGUGGGAAGUUCCAAGAAGAGAGUCCGACAACUACGUGAGGAGUUUGAUCGAGGCAUUGAUGUCCAGCUGGAUGAGGAGCACAGCAUUCACGACGUGGCUGCUCUACUGAAAGAGUUCCUCAGAGACAUGCCCGACCCUCUUCUCACCAAGGAGCUGUACACGGCCUUCAUUAACACCACAUUGUUGGACUCCGACGAGCAGCAAAGCGUCACUCAACUCCUGGUCUACCUGCUCCCAGCAUGCAACAGCGACACCUUUCACCGUCUCUUGGAGUUCUUGUCCACCGUGGCCGACCAUGCCCACGACCAGCAGGACAAAGACGGACAGGAGAUCACAGGGAACAAGAUGACGUCUCUAAAUCUCGCCACUAUCUUCGGCCCCAACCUGCUCCACAAACAGAAGAGCUCUGACAAGGAGUUCAGCGUCCAGAGCUCGGCCAGGGCCGAGGAGAGCACUGCUGUCAUCGCCGUGCUGCAGAGGAUGAUCGCUAGCUACCAUACGCUCUUCAUGGUACCUCCUGAUUUGCAAAAUGAGGUUUUGAUGAGCCUACUGGAAACCGAUCCAGAUGUGGUGGACUACCUUCUGAGGAGAAAAGCCUCACAGAGUCCUGAUCUGUUGCAAGCAGAAGAGACCUUCAACCUCAGCGAGCGACGGUCAUCUAGCGACUCUAACAAGGCGUCCAGUGGCGAAGUGUCUCCGUAUGACAACAACUCCCCGGUACUAAGCGAGAGGCGAGGAGAAACAGGAAGCCCGGCUAGCGAACAGCUCUUCCGGGUCCCAGAACAGUACUCUCUGGUAGGGCAGGUGGCCGGAUGGAAUAGAGACCCUGGUGCCGACUCCUGGGGCUCCAAAGAGGAGCAUGCUAACAUUUGGGGCACAUGGCACAGUACCCUGAAGCCAGCACUGAAGAGCCAAACAUAUACAGGUUCCCAUGGCAACAUGUCAGAAGGAAGCUCCCGCAGCUCACAGGAAGGUCUUGAUGGACUCCAUGGUGACGGCAGGCAGCAGACAACGGUACAACGGACUCAGACGGAGUGCAGACCCCACCCGCCAGUCACCCGAGUGUGCACCACCCCACACGUGGAGUCGGGGCGGACGCGCCUGCAGCUAAACAUCAACCCCUCCAUGACUGCACACCUCAACAGCAUGCAGGGCCUCCAGCGGGGGAACUCCCGACCUCAAGGUGGGGUGAAUGCUGGCGAAGGCGGCCCUCCUCCGCCUUACAACGCCCACCAUCGACUGGCUAGCUCGCAGAGCUCGCCUCUGCUCGCGACGGCUCCGCAGCCCCCCCUGCAGCACGGGAAGCCGAGCGCAAUGCAGAGUAACUCCACAACGGACGCCCAAAUGGUGCCGCAGAGUCCAGAGUGGCAGGACUGGCAGAGGGACCGCUGGCAGAUCUGGCAACUGCUAUCCUCAGACAAUGCCGACACACUGCCGGAAACACUGGUGUGAUCUCUCAGCUUGCCUGUUCGUCCGUGGAUCCCCCCCCCCCAUCUCCAGCGUUCGUUGUUUACGUGUGCAGCUGCUGCCUCAUACAGACUUUUACAUCCAAGAGCCACUAGUAUUUCUCGUUUUGUACAGAUGUUUGAAAAAAAAAAAAAGUUGCUUCUGUUCCUAUAUAGGCCCAUAUGUUUUGUUCAUAAUGGAGCAUUGUAAAAAGAGAAAAAAUGCCCACCAGAAAUACCUCAAAAAGUGAUCCUUUCAGAAUGUUUCUAUUCUGACUUUAGUCUUCAUUUCUCAAAGGAGAAUGGUAGGAAAACACUUUCAUGGCAUCAUUUUUUUCACCAUACAGACACUAAGAUGUACGCGUUAGUAAUUGCUGCUAAAUGUUUUUUGUGUGUGUGCAUACUAUUAAUGUAAUUCAGCCACGUCUUUCGACAAAGAUCAAAUGUCGAAUAACUUUUCAGUGAUGAUUACAUUUGAGUGUAUAUAUCUGUGUAUACACAAAUUGUUGACAUACAUACGUAAACAAUAUAUGUAAAUUGAUAUGUAAAGUAUAUAAUUUGCCUAUAAGUAUCUACCUAAACCUAAGUCAACCCCUUAACUGGCAGUCUAGAUGUUGGUGUUUGUCAGACUGCUGCUUUUGUCUGUAAUAUUGAAUGUAAAAUGCUUCACUUCCGGCAAAACGCUUAAUUAUAAAGCACUCAGCUGUAAGUUUGCUUCUACUUUAUGCGCUCUUGCCACCUGCUGUAGUGCAGGAAUAUUGAGCCAAAGUCUCUCUUUUUUUUUUUUUUUUUUUUUUUUUUUUUAAUUUAAACUUUCAAAAUCUUUUUCACUCCAGGAUAUCUGUCGUAAAGUUGUGUAUAUUUCAUCCACAAUAUAAGACACAAGAGCUAGGACAUUGGCAGGUUUUUGGCGAUAAUUUCAGCACGCUAGGUUAGGAAGACUGAAUUUCCAAUUGAAAAAAAAAAAAAAGUUUUUUGAACAUUAAAGAUCACAGACAUUUUCCAGGAGACCCCAAACAUAAAAUUCUGAACUUGACAAUUUGCAUAUGGGCUCUUUAAUUAAGAUGACGCCUCAGUCACCCACAGUGGUAAGUUUGUAUGCAUGCCAGAGUCAGUGUUAAGUCUGGAAAUUAGAUAUAUGGCAAAUAGUAUGUUCAAAUAAUUCUUAGCGGGAACAUUGAUGAAGCUGACGUAGACAAUUUGAUCUAUUUACUCUUAAAAACGUUCAAAAAGCCACAAAUUAUUUGAAGGUGUUAUUUAAUAGAAAUUUCUACUGAAAGUAUUCAUGUUGCUACUAUCAUAACCUAAUCAAAAACUAUCAACGUCAGCUCUCACACAGUAUGAUGAUAUUCACAGUAAUACCUUAGUAUGAAUGACUGAAUAUACCAACUAGGUAUGGACCUGGGAGGCUUUUAUGAAUUUUCCCUAAAAGAUUCAUAGAAGUGUCACAAUUCAUUAGUGGUCCAACUGUGGUGCUAAAGAAUAAGAAAGUUUCCAUGUGUUUUUUUUCCCCUCACUUAAAAGUCUCAGUGGCAUUGCUGAUGCAGGUGGAAAUGUACUUUCUGAAUAUUUUAAUAAUCUCCACCCACGGCCAACCUGUCCACCUCCUCUCAGAUGUCACAGUCAAGUGGGUAUUUGCUGGCAAAUAUGUCACAUUUUCUUCAGCUAAGGUGUAGUAUUUGCUCGUAUAAAGAUAGGAAGCCGUUUCAGCAUUAAAUGUUGGGAAAAGAACGAAAUUUGACAUCUUUUUUUCUUUGUCACUUUGAGAAGACAAUGGAAGACUAGGAGGGUUUGUUUGAAGGGCUGUGGCGCCAUCUACUGUCAGAUCAUGCACAAUGGAAUAUUUCUGCUUCUCACUGUUUCCAUGGGAAUCCAUCCAUCCAUCCAUGCUCCGUUUAGAAUAAAAGCUUGUGAUUUUAAGCACCUUUUGUGAAAAUGUGCAAAUCAAUGAAAGGAAAUAGACGUGCCAUCGGUCCCACUCUUAAAAGUCGUUUCUCCAUGUAUUGUUCAAGGUUCAUAUUUUGUGAUUUUUUUUUUUUAUAUGUAUUACUUUGUUUUCUGUCGAGUGUUGUAAUAUAUAAAUACUAUAUAACAGUUUUUUAUUCAAGAAGAUAAAAAUAAUAAAUAAAAAAGACAGUAACCCUCAUGGUCCUAGUUUUCCCCCCAAAUCAACAUGUUAAUGUUUGUCUUAUUGACUUCACUAUGAAACAAACUUAGUGCUAUGGUGUUUUGUUUUGGUUUUUUUUCCUUUCAUUUUGUUGUUUUAUAUUUCAGUGGGGUUUACUGGGUCCAAGUUGUAAUGGAAUGUCUUGUAAUUGCUUUUGUACUUGCGUGUCAUCAUCAAUAUGCUACAAUGGAAUUAAAUAUGAUAAAGUUUA